AUGGCGCGUGUGGUGAACCCCAAAAAGAACUAUGUGGACCUAGACAUAUACAAAAGCUCAUACAUGGUCGACUACCAGCCCUUUGGGAAGCACAAAUACUCCAGAGUCACACCACAAGAGCAGGCCAAGCUGGACAGUCAGCUCCGGAACAAAGAGUUUUACCGGCCCACGCCUAACCCCAACCCUAAGCUGGAGGACGGGUAUCCUGCUUUCAAAAGACCCUACAUGACCGCAAAAGACUUGGGAGUGCGAGGGUUUUUCCCACCACAAGUCAGCACUCCCGUGAAGGAGCAGUCCAGGUUUACCACCAGCUGCCCCUAUGCUUACCCAGCGUCCUUGGCUCUGUACCUGUCCCAGUAUGACCCCUACUGGCUUCACCAGAGGCCGGACUUCCCCUGCCUCAUGGAGCUGGAGCGGCAGCCAGCUCCAGAAGUGGGCAAAGGCUACCUUCUCCUCCCUGGCUGUCCCUGUGUUUCUCACCAGAGAGUCAAGGUCCCCAUCUUGAAUCGGUGGGGCCCCUUGAUGCCAUUUUACCAGUAG
This is a messenger RNA of Acomys russatus (golden spiny mouse), 540 nucleotides long. RefSeq names its product testis expressed 37 (gene Spmip9). The record is from RefSeq and is a predicted model, not a curated record. Gene Ontology annotation, cellular component: cytoplasm. NCBI's taxonomy places the organism in Eukaryota, Metazoa, Chordata, Mammalia, Rodentia, Muridae. Bases 1 to 540 code for a protein of 179 amino acids. The transcript is spliced from 3 exons.